Molecule: messenger RNA, 201 nt
Organism: Eruca vesicaria subsp. sativa (arugula)
Lineage: Eukaryota; Viridiplantae; Streptophyta; Magnoliopsida; Brassicales; Brassicaceae
Source: the annotation of a GenBank genome assembly
AUGGGGUUACACUUGGAGAGCUUGGUGGAGACAAUAAAGUCAAAGGUGAGUUCGCUGAGGAGGAAGAAGAAGAAUAAACCAUACAUAAAAAUGGAUAAAAGCAGCAGCGUCAGGGUCGAGAUCCGUCGUAAGAAGACCAGAGAUCUCAUCAAUAAGACCUUGAAGGUUGCUGAUCGUCCUGGCCAACGAGCUCUUUGCUGA